Messenger RNA from Seriola aureovittata, 3055 nucleotides. RefSeq names its product E3 ubiquitin/ISG15 ligase TRIM25-like. The transcript has a single exon. The coding region runs from base 6 to 1676 and encodes 556 amino acids. Gene Ontology annotation, molecular function: zinc ion binding; protein binding. NCBI's taxonomy places the organism in Eukaryota, Metazoa, Chordata, Actinopteri, Carangiformes, Carangidae. The record is from RefSeq and is a predicted model, not a curated record.
GAGAAAUGGCGCAGCAAGUGAUUCAGCUGGAUCAAGAAAAACUGAGCUGUUCAAUCUGCCUGGAUCUUCUAAAGGAGCCGGUGACUAUUCCCUGUGGGCACAGCUACUGUAUGAGCUGUAUUAAAACCUGCUGGGAUGAGGGUGAUCAGAAGAAAACACACAGCUGCCCUCAGUGCAGGCAGAGCUUCACACCGAGGCCAGCCCUGGUGAGAAACAUCAUGUUUGCAGAGUUAGUGGAGGAGGUGAAGAAAGCAAAUAGAUCUACUUCACCUGAUCAUUUCUACGCUGGACCUGGAGACGUGGCCUGUGAUUUCUGCACUGGGAGGAAGUUGAAAGCCUUCAAGUCCUGUCUGGUGUGUUUGGCCUCUUACUGUGAACAGCACCUUCAGCCUCACUACGAUGUAGGUCCUUUAAAGAAACACAUGCUGGUCGAAGCCACUUCAAAGCUUCUUGAGAACAUCUGCUCUCACCAUAAUGAGGUGAUGAAGAUUUUCUGCCGCACUGAUCAGCAGUGUAUCUGUUAUCUCUGCUCCAUGGAUGAACACAAAGGCCACGACACAGUCUCAGCUGUAGCAGAAAGGGCUGAGAAGCAGACAGAGCUCGGGGUGAGUCGUUAUAAAAUCCAACGGAGAAUCCAAGACAGAGAGAAAGAUGUGAAGGUGCUUCAACAAGAGGUGGAGGCUAUCAAUAUUUCUUCUGAUGAAGCUGUUAGUAAGAGUGAGAAGAUCUUCACCGACCUGAUCCGUCUCAUUGAGGAAAGAAGGUCUGAAGUGAAGCAGCAGAUCAGAUCCCACCAGAAAACUGAAGUGAGUCGAAUCACAGAGCUCGAGGAGAAGCUGCAGCAGGAGAUAACUGAGCUGAGGAGGAAAGAUGCUGAUCUGGCACAGCUCUCACACACAGAGGAUCACCUCCAUUUUCUGAACAACUACUCCUCUCUGUCACAUCUGAGUGAAGCGACACAUUUACCCAGCAUCAAUCCUCAAUCACAGCAGUAUAUUGAGGAUGUGACAGCGGCAGUGUCAGAGGUCAGAGAUAAACUGCAGGCUGUUCUGAAUGAGGAGUGGGGAAAGGUCUCGUGGACAGUGACUCAUGUGGAAGUUUUACCGCUGCAAGGAGAACCUAAGACCAGAGCUGAGUUCUUGAGAUAUUCACAAGAAAUCACACUGGAUUCAAAUACAGCACACACACGUUUGUCAUUGUGUGACAGGAACAGAAAAGCCACAUUGAAGAGUGAGUUCCAGCUAUAUCCAAGUCACCCAGACAGAUUCCUUGAACUGUGGCAGGUCCUGAGUAAAGAGGGUCUGACUGAACAUUGUUACUGGGAGGUGAAGUGGAGUGGGAUGGUUUCUAUAGCAGUUGCAUACAAGGAUAUCAGCAGAACAGGGCCCAGGAACUAUUGUAGAUUUGGAUACAAUGACAAAUCCUGGGCAUUAAGAUGUUACAAUGGUACUUAUGAAUUCAGACAUAACAAUAAUUGUACCUCCAUCUCAGGCCCUCAGUCCUCCAGAAUAGGAGUGUACCUGGAUCACAGGGCAGGUACUCUGUCUUUCUACAGCGUCUCUAGAACCAUGAAUCUCCUCCACAGAGUCCAGACCACCUUCACUCAGCCUCUCUAUCCUGGACUCUGGCUUCCAGGUUCUGCAGGAGACACUGCUGAGUUGUGUGAACUCAAGUAGACAGGAGUAAUUACACAGUUUCUUCUGCUACACACAGUGAGGGUUAAUCUACCUGGCAAAGAUGUACUGUUGAUAUUUGAACUUUAUUUUGAAAAGACAUGUUUAAAUCUAAUAAACUUGUCAUCAUAUUCUGUACAUGGGAAAUAAUACAUACCUGAAAAACGACUGAUGAAAAACUAUUACCAUAUCAGUGGGCUUAAUUAUAUUUGUAUUAAAAGAACAACACACGUAAGAUUCAAAUAACUCUUUAGAAGUUGGAUUUGACUUUUGUUUGAUUGUUUGUUUGUUUUCUAGUUAAUCAUAUGUUUAUGGAUGUAACUGAUAUCAUUUUUUGUUUACAUGUUAAAUCACUAUAUUGAUAUUCUGAAUGAAUUGAAUAGUGUGUACAACAUUGCAAACUGUAACAAAAUGUUAACACAAAAUUGAAUAAAAUCUCUCUUUUAAGAUCAUCAUUAGCACAAUACCUAAAUAAAACUCAUUGUACCACAGGCUAAUGUACAGUAGAAAUGCCUAAUAAUAAAGAUAUAGCCUAGAAAUGCACAGAGAGUUUGGCUCUUUUCUUUUAAAUGAUUUAACAUUUAUUUUACAAUUUUGCAUUUUAACAUGAAUGAAAGGAAAAAGAUUUAAAUCAGAAAAGGAAAAUGUGUUUUGAUGAGUGUAUUGCAGCAUUGCUCUUUGACCAGCAAGCAGUGCUAUUUUAUAUAUUUACAGCAUAUCAAAGGGCCAUGCCCACUGUUUAUCCCCAAUCACCUUUUUACCUCAAAGUAUAUAUCAUGUGAAGGAACAUGGAGGCUUUAAAUGGCAAAUACGUCAGAAUUAAAUGUUGAGAGGGGUGAGCUUUUUAUAAGUGCUCCUCCGUGGCUGUAAAAGAUCCAAGCAGGUUACUUGUUGCUUAUUUUCAUGUUAUAAAAGUGACGAUAUAGUAAUAAAGGGAUAACUGUGAGUUUCAACAAUGUAUUGUGAACAGAAAGUGUUUUUAAUAUUCUGCUGAGGACACAGACUGUGACAUCCCACUCAGACUCUUUGUAUUUAUUUCAGUUUUAUUUCUUUUACAGUUUUAUUUUGUAAUCUCUUACCUCAGGUAUCUCUGGGUUUUUUCCUUCCUGCCUUUGUGUUUGUUUUUCUCUGCCAGUUUAUUUUGAUCACUAGUGACCCAUUAUCCAAUCAGCUUCCUGUGUCUCAAUACUCCAUCCUCUCCCCCGAGUUGCCAGAUUGUCUUUUUACUACCUGGUAGUCAAGCUUUCAAACCAUUCCUAUUACUAGUUUGUAAUAUGUUUGUAUAUGGCCUUUCACCUGUUCCUGAUUUUCCUGUUGUCUGCUCCUCAUCUGUAUUUUUUUGCUACACUGACUAACAUCACAUGUAUGAACUCAAUUCAGGC